Messenger RNA from Cololabis saira (Pacific saury), 3557 nucleotides. It is a transcript of the gene tmem229a, whose product is annotated as transmembrane protein 229A. NCBI's taxonomy places the organism in Eukaryota, Metazoa, Chordata, Actinopteri, Beloniformes, Belonidae. The record is from RefSeq and is a predicted model, not a curated record. The transcript has a single exon. Bases 62 to 1084 code for a protein of 340 amino acids.
UUGACAGAGCAACACAAAUAAAUACGAAGUCAUUGAGGAGCAUGCCUUAACGGGACUGAACAUGGCCAGUCGGUGGCGGGACGGUCCCCGGAUCAGCGAGCCGGAGCCGCCCGCGGAGAGCCGCGGGUGUGCGCGGGGGCUGCCGCGCUGGAUGCGGCUGUACUUGUACGGGAUGCACGGCGUGACGCUGGACGUGCUGCUCUCAUCCCUGCAGGGGCUCGCCAAAGACCGGGACCCCAAGCUGCUGGGCUUCUCCUCCCCUUACCUGUGCAUCAUGCACGCACUGACCCACUUCGUGCUGGAGAAGAUCUACUCCCAGAAGAGCCGUUUCCGAGGCCGGCCGGCGGUGUUUCAGCUGAUCUUCUUCCCGUCCGUGUACAUCGGGCUGCAGAUGCUCGUCAGCAACAUCAGCAACAUCAGCAACAUCAGCAGCAUCAGCAUCAGCCUGGCCGAGCAGGUGCGGCUGCUGUCAGGCACUCAGCUGGCCGUGCAUUACGUCCUGGCCCUGUACUUCUCCCAGGUGCUGCACCCAGGGUUGUCACAUCUGGAGUACGACCCCAAAUGUGACCCCAACAGAAGAUGUGGGCUCCCCGGCUUUGCACGUUUUGCCUUUUUCGGCAUGCACGGUUUGCUGGACGAGGUGUUCUUUACCUCCCUGUUCCACCUGGUGGAGAGGUCUGACCGGAGCCUGAGGGGCCACACGUCCCUGUGGUCCUUCCUGAUGUACGGCAGCUGCAGCUUCGCCGUGGAGAAGCUGUACCUGCACCUGCACUUCGGCAGGGGCUGGGGCGCCGGCAGGAGGCUCCCUGUCUACGUCUGCCUCAUCUACGCCUGGGAGCUCAGCUGGGGCCUGGCCCUGAGGCAGUUCCACGCCUGCUCCUGGGAUUACUCCCACUACCCCCACAACUUCAUGGGACUCAUCACCCUCCUCUACCUCCCCGGCUGGGUCUGCCUGAGCCUCUACCAGGACGUGCUGUCCAACGUCCUCCUGAGGAUCAGACGCACCGCUUUUGAGGGAAACUGUGCGAGUGGGGAGAAUGGAGAGGUCAACGGACGACUGGAGGCAACCAAAAAACAACUUUAAUUGAAGUUUUUAAUACUUCCUGGGAAAACUCAGACCCACAUUUGACUGAGGAUGAAACGCACCGACAUACACGCUCCAGAAAUGACAAGGAAGUAAACGGGUACAUAGCACAGACUGGGCCAUUCCCAAACCAGUUUAAAGAGAACAAAAUGUUUUUCUCCAACCAAACCGGUUUAAAGAGAACAAAAUGUUUUUCUCCAACCCAAGAUUAGCAUUUGUCACAUAUCACUUCAUUAUUAACUAAAAUCAUGAUUACUUUUAGUCUCAUUUGCUACGAGCAGGAGUGUGAAAUACAGGAUGCAAGAUGGCUUCAUAUUUUCAGUAAAGUUAAGAGUGCAUGUUUGAGUCUUGACACUUGCUACCAGCAUGCAGAUUAGAUCUUUUUUCAAUUUGUCACUCAGAUAUUUGAGGGACCAUGAUUGUUUACCCAACCCAGUUUAAAGCUGCACUGAGGAGUUUUGCUUUCACUUUGAAAUAUAAAUUAAUUUGAAUGACUAUUUGCUUAGUUUUUCCAAAUGGGAGCCCACAACGACGCCUCCUAAAGAUAACCAAAGUUAUUUUCGACUUCCAGUUGUCAUGUUACGACAUUAUGUCACAAUGAUUAAACUAGCUAUGGUAGACAUUAAGGCAUAGGCAACUAAGAGAUUCAAAGUAACAAUUAAGGAAAAACAAGUGAGUGACCAAACAAAAUAAUAAAAAAAAGUUCAUCUCCGACAAAGGUGUAAAGGCGGACUGGGAAAACUGCAAAGGUUCCUUUUCCCACUUUAAAUUCUGUUAACCUACUGCCAUUUUUGUCUUUCUAAUGAAAAAUACAAUUGUAAUAUGAAGGACUUUUGCACAGUCAUGAUUUUAAAGUGUGAAUAAGUGAAUAAUCUUUGCAGAAGUUGUGAGCUAUUGAGUUCUGCUUUUAGUUGAAUUAUGUUGUGUACAUUUAGAUCAGCAUGCUCAAACGUAUUUGCAUGCUAAACCUACAAAGAAAAUAACACAUGGACAUUUUUCCAGUAAUUGGGCUUCAUUCACAAAAUCACACAUGUUCCCCCCUAACGUUCCAAUUUCAAAAAUGCUUGAAUAAUUUUAUUAUUAAUGAUGCAUCUUUGCAGAAAACUCAAUUUCCGUGUCCUCUAAACCCAGUCAUAAAUGUAGCAAAGGAAACCUGCAACUGUAAAAACGUACUUAAAGACAAAUUAAAUUUUACUGUGAAUUUUGUCAUGAACCAAACAAUUCUUUUCUGGAGUGCCUUCCUGUGCAAACAGACCUAACUAAACAAGACAUGACUAAGACUUGAGAGUGUAUGUAGCUGCGUUCCUCGACUGAAGCACUUCCAGACAAGAAGAAUAUUUUAGCUUCCUGUUGAGCUACUUGAAUGCAGGGCUGACGCGGCGCGCCACGUGGUCAUGUAUCUGUGAUUGACAGUAAAAGUUGGAGUACACCUUUGAUAAACAGUAGAAUCAAUCAGUCUGGAGUUUUGAAAUAAUAAACCCGCUUGUGUGUUGCUUAUUACUCAGAAAGACUUGAUUUAGUCACAUAUUUAGGGUAACCGGCACAAAUAUUUAAUCUUGUUGUCAUGACUGUGAAAUCCUGUCCUUACUUACGCAGCUAUCACUGUACAUCAAGGUUGUGUUCACACUGCCAGCACAAAUCCAAUUUUUGGCAUAUCCAGAUUGUAUUUGGAUUUAUUUAUUUAUUUAUUUGAAAGUCUGGAGCCAAAAUCACAUGAAAUUCCGUUUUUUCCAUAUCAGAUUCAAACCACAUACAGAAGUGGUUUCAAAUGUGACUGUUAGCUAGAAGUUAGUUUGUCUGAACCUGGCACCUGUGCACUAUAUAGGAGUUCAUACUGACCUCCUUCGUUCCUGGCACUUUCUUGUAAUUUGUAGAAAGUUGGCGCCGCAGCUCUACAUAACCAUUUGCAAGAAAAGCCAGUUCGGGUUCCUCCGUUUGGAUUCAUUUACAUCUGUUCCAUGUGUUGAGGUUACCAUAGCAACCAUGUGGAUUAGGGAAUGUCAGCAAGGACACACAGAUCAGGAUCUGAUCACUUCCAGUAUAUAAUGUACAGACUCAGUCAGCAAAAUCGGAUUCUGAUUGAAUGUGUUAAAAGUUGGAUUUGGUCUGGCAGCGUGAACGUAGUCUUAGAGCACCGGCAACUUCCAGACUGUGGAUGGUGUGAUGUUUUUGUUUCUCUUCCUUUAACUUGGCAGCUAUACUGAUAUUCAUAAACAUUUCCACUCUCUGCCACUAGUCCUUUUGUACAUAUAAAGCUAUUCUAUGACCGAUUAACUGUUUGUUACUCAUACUUAACCAUACUAUGGUGCACUUUCAUUUUUAAAAUUGAUUUAAAAGCAAGCAUGAAACGUUUGAGUCAAAUACAGUCUCAUGAAAAAAAGACAUGUCAGUAGCAUGCAAUGUAUGACUUAUUUUAGUAAAUUUAAUAUGGUAUAUACAUGUAUAUAUGUUAUAUUUUUUCUUUUUUUGUAAU